CACCCCCUCCACCCCCACCCCUCCUCCUGGUUAUAAAUACAAGAUUCCUUGUUUGUUGAACUCACCUUGAAUAUGGAGGAGAAUGCAGAGCUAAAGAACAAAGCUUCUGAGAUUGGAGAGGAGGAUUUGAAACAGGAAUAUGGCGCAGGGCGAAAUCAGCAGCUUGGUGGUGUUAGGACAAUGCCGUUUAUUCUUGCGAAUGAGGCAUGCGACAGGUUCGCGGGCUCAGGCUUCCAUUCGAACCUCAUCACAUACCUAACACAGAUCCUCAACCUCCCCCUUGUCUCCGCCUCCAACACCCUCUCCAACUUCGCCGGCGCCGCCAGCUUCACGCCGCUCAUCGGAGCUUUCGUCGCCGAUUCCGUCGCCGGCCGCUUUUGGACAAUCGUCGUAGGCUCCACCAUCUACGUUAUGGGAAUGAUCGCGAUCACGGUGUCGGCUGUCCUCCCGCAGCUCCACCCGCCGCCGUGCCCGACUCGGGUCGACUGCUCGGAAGCCUCCGGCGAGCAGCUUUGGGUGCUGUACAUCGCGCUAAUAUUGACGUCGGCGGGGAGUGGCGGGAUCCGGCCGUGCGUCGUGACAUUCGCCGCCGACCAAUUCGACAUGAGAAAAACGACGAGAGAGUCGAGGAGUUGGAACUUCUUUAACUGGUACUUCUUCUUCAUGGAGUUCCCGUCGUUGCUCGCCUUGACGGUCCUCGUUUACGUUCAAGACAACGUUAGUUGGGCGUGGGGGCUCGCGAUCCCGACCAUAGUCAUGGCCUUAUCGGUCGUAGUGUUCGUCGUAGGAUCGCCGUUCUAUAGAAAGAUCAAACCGGCAGGAAGCCCGUUUGUCCGAGUUGCGCAAGUCGUGGUCGCGGCCAUAAGAAAAAGGCGCGUCACUUUGCCGGAGAAUUCUCACACUUUGUAUGAAAACAAAGAGCUCGACGCCGAUAUCUCGCUCGACGGAAGGCUUAGGCAUUCGGUUCAAUUCAGGUGGCUUGAUCGCGCUGCGAUAGUAGGCGAAAAAGACAUCGACGAGUCGAACCAACCGAAACUCUGGAGGCUUGCGACGGUCCAUCGAGUCGAAGAGCUCAAAACAAUCAUCCGAGUGCUUCCAAUAUGGGCGGCGACCAUACUACAAGUCGCGUCCCAUUCCCAUAUAGGUAGUUUCACAAUCGAGCAAGCUCGGACGAUGGAGCGACACCUCUCGCCGUCCUUCCAAAUCCCUCCGGCGACGAUGUCGAUAUUCACGACUCUCACGGUUCUCAUAGCGCUCCCUCUCUACGAGCGCCUCUUCGUCCCCAUAGCUCGUCGUUUCACAAAAAAUCCGGCCGGAGUAACAAGCCUCCAACGUAUGGGGAUCGGUUUCGGGAUCAGUAUUCUGGCAACUGUCGUUUCUGCGCUAAUCGAGAUAAAACGUAAACAAGUGGUGUUCGAUCACGGCCUCCUCGACCACCCGACAGCGAUCGUCCCUAUAAGUGUCUUUUGGUUAGUCCCGCAACAUUUCCUCGGUGGUUUGGCGCAAGUUUUUACGACCGUCGGACACUUGGAAUUUUUAUAUGACCAAGCGCCUGAGAGCAUGAGGAGCACGGUGGUCGCGCUGUAUUGGAUAGCGAUCGCGGUCGGUAACUACGCGGGCACGAUUAUGGUCUCGUUGGUUCAUAAGUAUACGAGAAGCGGCAGAGCAGACUGGCUGCCGGAUAGAAACCUUAACAAGGGUAAGUUGGAGUGUUAUUAUUGGUUAGUGACAUGUCUUCAAGGGGUGAAUUUGGUGUAUUUUGUGACUUGUGCUUGGCUUUAUAAGUAUAAGUCUAUGGAAGAGAUGGUUGAGAGUGAUGAGUUUGAGAGUGGUGAUGAGAAAGGGAAGGUUUGAUUGAAAGUUGAAGUUUGGAUUUGUUAGUGAUAUUUAAUUCUAA
Messenger RNA from Andrographis paniculata, 1897 nucleotides. Its product is annotated as protein NRT1/ PTR FAMILY 3.1-like. Gene Ontology annotation, biological process: transmembrane transport. The record is from RefSeq and is a predicted model, not a curated record. Gene Ontology annotation, molecular function: transmembrane transporter activity. Gene Ontology annotation, cellular component: plasma membrane. The transcript is spliced from 4 exons. The coding region runs from base 73 to 1854 and encodes 593 amino acids. NCBI's taxonomy places the organism in Eukaryota, Viridiplantae, Streptophyta, Magnoliopsida, Lamiales, Acanthaceae.